AUGGAAUUUUUAGAAUAUGGUACUACUUUAGCAGUUUGUGAUACCACAAUAGGACAUAUAAUUAAACAAUUAUUCAAUGAUCUUCCAUCGGCUUUAGACAUAAUAGAGUGUACAAAUCUAAAAUAUAGUAGAAUGAGAACUAAUACUUCAAUAUGUGGUCAUACUGAAAAGAACAGUACACCGUGCAUUGGUAACAAAACAGUGACAACUACAAUACAAAUGCAUUUAUUUAUUGAGCUCCUCAAUAGGAUAGAGGAGGAUGAAAUAAAUAGCAGCCAGCAUAGCACCGAAGCAGCAUCUCAUCCUAAAAUAAAGUUGUCAAAUAUCCCACCUGUACUUAUCAUAAAUGAAAAAGCAUUUGAACUGAGAGGUGUAUUUUGCUAUCAACAAGGAUUAAGUAGGUUAAGAAACUCUGUAGGGCAUUAUUAUGCUUAUGGAAAACGAGGACCAAACAACUGGGAGCUAUUUGAUGACACAAGGAAAAAAACAAAACCUGUAAAAAAUUCAACUGUCGCCCCAUGUGAAUAUUUAAUGUAUUCAAUUUGA
Messenger RNA from Macrosiphum euphorbiae (potato aphid), 546 nucleotides. The record is from the annotation of a GenBank genome assembly. Lineage: Eukaryota; Metazoa; Arthropoda; Insecta; Hemiptera; Aphididae.